This is a messenger RNA of Diaporthe citri, 645 nucleotides long. RefSeq lists its product as uncharacterized. The record is from RefSeq and is a predicted model, not a curated record. The transcript is spliced from 5 exons. Bases 1 to 645 code for a protein of 214 amino acids. NCBI's taxonomy places the organism in Eukaryota, Fungi, Ascomycota, Sordariomycetes, Diaporthales, Diaporthaceae.
AUGUACCACCAGCUGCUGCUCGACUUCGCCUUGACUCCCACAAGCAUUGUCAAGACCAACGCGUUGCAUUCUACCAAGGAAAUGACCGAGUCAGAGCGCGACAUUGACAGCCUCAUGGAUACCGUAAAGACUGGUCGACGGAUGUUCCAGCGCAUAUGCGAUGCUGCUGCUACGUUGACCAUGGCCCUGAGAGGCGCUGCAGCCGAGGCCAUGGCGGCGCGGCUUGGAGCGACUCCAUCCCUGCCGGGUUCCCGGGCUGCUACGCCUAUGAUGAUGCCACUUAUACUGAAUCCCAACGAUGUUAUUGAAAUCGGUCGGAUGACGACUCAGCAGAAGACUAUCAAGUACGGAUAUCACUUCAACAAGGCUGAUGCCGAGGACGAAGGUGAUCCAUCGGUCUCUAUCCGGGUGCUCGAUAAUCCCAAUUAUCGUGACCCCAGCUCUUUGGUGAGGAUCGAGGGCGAUGCCUGCACCAGGGAGCUCAGCCUUCUGAACAGCAAGAAGAUGUCUCCUGUCUUUGACCUCACUUUGAUCCUGGCUGCCCUCGCCAAGGCCGCUGCCAAGGCCGAGUCCUGCCAAGAGCUCAUUGGUCUUUCGGCUCUGGAGGACGACCACAGACAACUACAUGGUGCCAUUCUGCACUAA